AUGGGGGUGAUACAGUCUAAACAAAGCAUUUUCUUGCAUCAGAAGAAGUAUGGACAGAAGCUGGUUGAAAAAUUUGGUUUGAAAGAUUGCAAAAUAGUGGCUACACCACUUGCAAUGAAUGAGAAGUUAAGUAAGAAUGAUGGAAGUGAGGCUGCAGAUGAAGGAGAAUAUAGACAGAUUGUGGGCAGUUUGCUCUACUUGACUGCAACUAGGCCUGACAUAAUGUUUGCAGCUAGCCUCUUGGCAAGAUUCAUGCACAAUCCCACCAAGAAACACAUGGGAACUGCUAAAAGGGUAUUGAGAUACAUUCAAGGAACAAUAGACUUUGGAAUUGUAUUUGAGAAAGGAAAAGAAACUACUCUUAUUGGCUAUUGUGAUAGUGACUGGGCAGGAAGUGAAGAUGACAUGAGGAGUACCUCAGGGUAUGCUUUUACUAUGGGAUCGGGAGUGUUUUCGUGGGCUUCAAUUAAGCAAAAUACAGUUGCUUUGUCUACAGCAGAGGCAGAAUAUAUAAGUGCUGCAGAGGCUACUUCUCAAACAAAGUGGCUGAGAUUUGUACUUGAAGAUUUUGGAGAAGAACAGAUUGAAGGAACACAGAUAAUGUGUGAUAACACAUCAGCAAUUGCUAUGGCAAAGAACCCUGUUUUCCACCAGAAGUCAAGGCACAUUAACAGAAAGUUUCAUUUCAUUCGAGAAGCAAUUCAAGCCAAGGAGAUAGAACUUGUCUACUGCAGAACUGAGGAGCAAAUUGCAGAUAUUUGA
Messenger RNA from Prunus armeniaca (apricot), 762 nucleotides. NCBI's taxonomy places the organism in Eukaryota, Viridiplantae, Streptophyta, Magnoliopsida, Rosales, Rosaceae. The record is from the annotation of a GenBank genome assembly.